Molecule: messenger RNA, 1744 nt
Organism: Boeremia exigua
Lineage: Eukaryota; Fungi; Ascomycota; Dothideomycetes; Pleosporales; Didymellaceae
Exons: 1
Coding region: 197-1717 (506 amino acids)
Source: RefSeq, a predicted model, not a curated record
CAAAAAUCCACAACGGCUGCCCAAUUUUGACGACAAGCUUUAGAUUACGACACCAAACUCGAUUUGGCUACAAGUAUCUACUAGACACCCGUUUCCUGUCAAAGGGCUUGCCUAUACCCCACUACAUCAGCACACAGCGUGCGAUUUCAACGCGCCACAUAGGGAAAAGACACCCGAGUUGCUGAACACAACAAGCAUGUCUGACCAGAAACCAGAGGCAGCGCCUGUCUCUGCUGCACCGGCUUCACAGCCUCAGGAUACAGCAGCUGCCGCUACAAAUGGAGAUGCCAAAACUACAAAGCCUGCAGAAGAAGCCGCGCCCAAGAAGAUCUCACCAGCAGAGCUGAAGAAGCAGAAGCAAGCUGAGAAACAAGCACGGAGAGCACAGCAGAAAGGCCCGGGAGGACCACCUAAAGAGCAGGGAGCAUCAAAAGAUGGUCAGAAGCAAGCGAAAGAGCCCAAACAAGGCGCGAAGAGCGAGCAAGCCAGGCCCAUGCCCAUAAGAAGACGUCCCUCUCAAUCCAACGUGCCAAUGCAGAGUGAACCAGAAAAAAAAAGUAAAAAAGAGUCUAGGCAAGCUGGUAUUGGGCUGUUCUUCGGACAUCUGUACAGUCAACCGAAGCAGCAGUCAAUGAACGGAGCAGGAAAGGAUGUACACCCGGCAGUCCUUUCUCUGGGAUUGCAGUACAGCAGCUACUCAAUCUGCGGUAGUACUGCCCGUAUGGUCGCAAUGCUUCUUUCCUUCAAGGCUGUGAUUGAAUCGUAUCAGACACCGCCGGGGACCAGUUUAGCACGACAUCUCACGAGUCAUCAUCUGAGUCCGCAGAUCGAGUAUUUGAGGAGCUGUAGACCCCUCAGUAUCAGCAUGGGCAAUGCUAUCCGAUGGCUCAAAGACAUCAUCAUCAAGAUCGACCCCUCAACUCCUGAAGCAGAGGCGAAGCGCGACCUGCUCGAGGAGAUCGACAUUUUCAUUCGCGAGCGCGUUACAGCAGCCGACAGACUCAUUUGUGAUCUCGCCUCAACAAAGAUCGAGCCCGGAGACGUCGUCCUCACAUAUGCGUCUAGCUCUAUCGUCGAGCAAGCCAUUCUCCAUGCUCACAAGGCUGGUACCCCCUUCACUGUCAUCGUCGUCGACUCCAAGCCGCUCUUCGAAGGCAAGCAAUUGGCUCGCAAACUGGCCAACGCCGGUGUAAAGGUGCGGUACUACCUUAUCACUGGCGCCUCGCAUGCCAUCAAGGACGCGACUAAGGUUUUCCUUGGCGCGCACGCCAUGAUGUCCAACGGUCGCUUGUAUUCCCGCGUUGGUACAGCUAGCAUAUCAAUGCUUGCAAGUGCGAACUCCCUACCUGUUAUUGUCCUAUGUCAGUCGGUCAAAUUUACGGAAAAGGUUGCCUUGGAUUCGAUCGUCGGCAAUGAAGUCGCCCCUGCAGAAGAACUGCUCUCGGAAGCCGAGCGACGAGACCUCCUCCCCCUCAAGUCCAUGCUACCAAGCAGCAGAAAUGCAAGCAAGAACGACGACAAGGCCGCCGCUGCGGAAGAACAGAAGCCAGACACUUCGGAUGUGCUCAAAUGGAUUGAGGAAUCGAAAAACCUACAUCACCUGCAGGUUCUCUACGAUGUUACGCCUGCGAAGUACAUUGACAUGGUUAUCACGGAGUACGGUGGUCUGCCGCCGAGCUCGGUUCCUGUUGUCCACCGACUAAGUACGAACAUCUAAUCCCAGUUGUUGGAUUUCUUUGCUUUU